Molecule: messenger RNA, 694 nt
Organism: Dothidotthia symphoricarpi CBS 119687
Lineage: Eukaryota; Fungi; Ascomycota; Dothideomycetes; Pleosporales; Dothidotthiaceae
Product: mitochondrial succinate dehydrogenase cytochrome b560 subunit C
Exons: 2
Coding region: 1-534 (177 amino acids)
Biological process (GO): tricarboxylic acid cycle; mitochondrial electron transport, succinate to ubiquinone
Cellular component (GO): membrane
Molecular function (GO): succinate dehydrogenase activity; electron transfer activity
Source: RefSeq, a predicted model, not a curated record
AUGGCUUCCCAGCGAGUAUUCCAGCUUGGCCUGCGACGGGCGGCGGCCCCUGGCUUCAGGAUCCAGCCUGCAGGACGCAUCGUGCAACGCCGAUUUGCUGCCACACAGUCCGCCUCCCACUCCCAAGCCCAGGAGAUCCUCGCGAAGCAGCGCAUCAACCGCCCCGUCUCGCCCCACCUUCUCAUCUACAAGCCGCAAAUCACCUGGUACCUCUCGGUGCUCAACCGCAUAACAGGCCUCACCCUCAGCGGCGCUCUCUACGUCUUUGGAAUUGCCUACCUCGCUGCUCCCGCAUUGGGAUGGCACCUCGAGACGCAGUCCAUGGUCGCGGCGGUCGCGGCUUGGCCUCUGGCUGUUAAGCUUGGACUGAAGAGCUUCUUUGCGCUUCCGUUCUUCUUCCACUCGUACAAUGGACUUAGGCAUCUGUCUUGGGAUGUUGGUAUGGGAUUCAAGAACGCACAGGUCAUCAAGACUGGAUGGACGGUUGUUGGAUUGACGGUUGCUACGUCGCUGUACUACGUCUUUCUCGGUUAAACAGAGAGAAUGAGACUUGUCGACGUGGAGGAUAACAUGAUAGGACUGGGGUUUGAGGAGUGAGACGUGGACAGUAAAAGAAGUUGGGGAUACGUUGAGUAGAGCAUCUGGUGGAAACACAACCUUGUACAUUUUGUGUGUCAAAUGAAUUGAGUUCGUU